UUGAAAUACACAUGGUUACGGAAGAUCUCAUGGAUUUCUGUUAAAUAUUUAUUACUAACAAGUGUUUGUGAGCCAAAUAAAUAAUGUGUCGUACCGUGGUUUGAUAACGUGAUAGUGCAGUUUUGGAGGUAAAAUGCCCGCUUCCAUUUGCGACCCAGUAUCAAGCGCAUUGCGUUUGUCUCUUACCGCAGAUGAAUCCCAAAGUUCAUCGUUAUUGGACAGUAGACUCUAUUCUUCAGCUAAAACUGCACUCUUAUCCAAGAUUGAUUUUGAAGAAUCAGGAGAUUACCAAAGCAAUGUUCUCGACGGGUUGAAGUCUAAGUACGUGGUGAUUCGACCUAAAAAACCUGUACUGGAAAGCAAGCUUUUGAAAAAAGAAAGCAUUUCUUCUAAUCAGACUGCAGAUGCUACAAAAAAUGGUGAAGACGGUUUGCCGAAACCGAAACGGGUGUUGUUCCCCGUUGAGAAAGUCCAGUUGGGUUGGCAGGGGGCAUGGGCAGCAGGUGCUGGUAUGCAGAAUGUUGGUAACACUUGCUACCUGAACUCAACCCUUCAGGCACUGUUCCAUGUGCCUGCAUUGGCCAACUGGCUAGUCUCUGAAGUUACCCAUGCUGAGAAAUGUAAUCAGCAAGAAGCAUGUGUGAUUUGUGGCAUGAGAGCCACAUUAAUGGCUACUCAAAAGAGUGGUGGUGCACUGAUCAAGCCUUGGCAGGUGUAUUCCAAAUUACGCCUCAUCUGCAGACAUCUUACUCCUGGCAGACAGGAAGAUGCACACGAGUUCCUAAGGUACCUGGUAGAAGCAAUGGAGAAAUGUUACCUGUCAAGAUUCAUAAACUUUGACAAACUAGACCAGUACAGUAAGGAGACCACUCCUCUGAAUCAAAUUCUGGGAGGUUAUUUACGCUCAACGGUACGCUGUUUGGCUUGCCAUCACCUAUCUACCACCUAUCAACAUUUUCAGGAUCUACUACUGGAUAUAAGAAAGCAUUCAACUCUGGAUGAAGCUUUAGAUUCAUUUUUUUCACGUGAAAGGCUAGAAGAUUUAGGAUAUAAGUGUGAGGCUUGUAACAAAAAGGUGUCAGCAACGAAGCAGUUCUUCGUGGAGCGAGCGCCGAUGGUGCUUUGCAUCGCACUGAAGCGAUUUUCGCUGGCCGGCGGUAAACUCUCCAAGCAUGUACAGUUCCGAAAGAAAAUUUCGCUCAGCAAGUACAUGUACAAUAAAAAUACACAGCAGCAAUUGUCAUACAAACUAGUAAGUCUAGUUACGCACCUGGGUCCUUCGCAAAACUGCGGUCACUACACAGCAAUAGGCCAAGCUCCCAAUGGAAACUAUUACCAGUUUGACGAUAGCUGCGUGCGUCCACUACCUCUUUCUGCUGUACUCGGAACAAACGCCUAUAUUAUGUUCUUCGAAAAAGAUAACACUGCAGAAGAGACUUCCGUCCCCACCGCAUCGACAUCCAGUGCAGUCUACGGCCCGCAACUUCCUGAUAACAUUCUCAAUAGAGAAAAGAGUCCACUAAAACUCACAUUUUACCGAAACGAAGAUAGGAAACCUACCCUUAACAGUACAUCAACAGAAGCCACGAAACCUGAAGUCAAACCUAUAAUAUUGAACAGCACAUUGAGCAAGUCAGACUCUAACCCAGACCCAUGGGUUUUAUUUCAGAAUGGUGAUGUAGAAAAAGUUACUUCAAUUACUAAUGGCAAAGAUAAGAAACCUGAUGAGGAAAACAAAUUAAGUUUCCUCAUAAAGAGGAAGUACACUGAUGAUAAUGCUAAACCUAAACCUCCAAAGAGUGAUUGCGAUAUGAGAACUAUUGCGAUAACUAAUGGAAGGAGCCUGGACAAGGCCGCUUCAACAAGUAAAUUGGUUAAACAAAAAUCGCCUUUAGAAAAGUUGGAAGAGCAAAUGAACAGAAGCGAUUCCUCAAAUCAUUCCCAACAUAAUGGGAAUUCGGGUUCGAAGUUAGUCCCUUACGACUCAGAGUCGAGUGGGGACGAAAGAAAUGAGAGACUUAGUGACGAUAGAAGAAAAGAGACUCCAAAAGAAGAGGGGCGUAAACCGAAACCAAGCAGAUGUGAGUCGCCGCAGGGCUUGGUUGUUACUACGAAAGGAAUGCAUCACGCGUGGACGGUCUCCAAUGAGAACAAUGUACCCCUUUUGAGCCCUAGUCUUAAUGGAGAUACUAUUAAGAAGGUAAAGGAGAAAGAAGAGCGUCGCGGCGAUGAGCAGAGUCCGAACACGAGUGUGAGCAGCAUGUCACCUCUGAGUGAUCGCAGCGAGAGCGCGGCGGCGGCAGCGGCGGCAGUGGCGGCAGCAACGGCAGCGCCGGCCUUCCACUCCGCACCCGCCACGCCCUCAGCCGGCGCCAUCGAAACGGCGCGCCAUCUGCAGAGCAUGUCGCAUCGAGGCUACGGCGCAUCCGUGUCUUCAUGGAACGGCACACAAAGUGCUAUGUCACGACAGGUGUUCGAGGAGAGACGCGAUGAGCGCAAGCGUGCUUCGGAUGGCAUCGACGACAUGGACCGUGGACGCACCAAGAAAGUGAAGCGAUUCCACCACUACAACAACCGGUUCAAUAAUAACAGGAACCACUAUAACCCCUUUCAGGAGAAACAGAACAAGCCGCACUGGAAUGGAGGUUUCAAGUACCGCGGUGAUCGCCGUCCGCCGCACCACUUCAACAAGCAUCACAACAAGUACAAGCGAUUUAAUAGAUACAACAAUGGACAUCAUUACCCGAGACACCAUUGACGACGGCCGAUCUGUGUCCGUUAUAACAGUGUAAAUAGAUAAUAUACGGACUUAAUUCCCUUUAAACUUAAGCCUUUAUUAUUAGGAAAUAUGAAAUAUUGAUAGUCACGAGAUACUUUACUCACCAUACUUCCGCUGCCGCCAGUCCAAAAUAGUUUGUAGGCAGAUUACAAUGUUGUAGGUUUAGUUAAAGAGAAUAUGGAACUGCUAAUCAGCCUUUGUGAUCGCAAAAGCAAUUUUAAGAUUAUAUACCUACCUAGACCUAUACCUAUCCAACUACAGUUUAUAAGUGGUUGUAAUAAAAAAAAAAGUGACUUACUAGAUAGAACAUUUUCGACUGUUUCACCUUUUGUUUGACGUCAUAGUGUAGCUCAAUUUGUUAUUUUUUGUUUUUAAAUUUUUCGAAAGAAAAAAAAUUGACUGCAAGAAAUUUAGUAUUUUAAAAUGUUAUUUUGUUUUUACUAUGUGCAAAAACCAACAGCAUUUGUGUUACCCUAAUAGUUAUUUUAAUUUCCAUCUAGAAUGUUUUUACAUAGAUCGCUCGAAAACUGGCAACGAUUGUUUGUGAUCUUGGCUGUUUAGAGGAGCGGCAAAGGCAUAUCGAUCUCUCCUACGUAGCUGUGUAAAUAGUCGUAACUUUACAGGGGGCCGUUUUAAUGUAUUGAAAGGAUUAAAUUCUUGCGUUAUUGCAAUUAAAUUUGAUACAUACUAAUUAUUGUAAUGAAUAUUAUGAUGUUUAUUACCAUGAUAUUCGUUUUUUUGUGAAAUUACUACACUAUUUUGUUAAAAUUAUUAAUACAAAGAUCAAGCACAAAGAAAAAUUAAUUUGGUCGGCGACCGGGGCGACCGCUGUGGUAUGGCGCAGACGCAGGUUCGAGUCCUGUCAGAUCGAAGGAAUUUUCCUUUGUGCUCGAUCUUUUAUUAAGAGUCUGUACAACCUCAUACAAAUUGCUUUGGUUUAAUCGGCGUAACAGUGAAAGUGUUGAAUAAAUCAGUUUAAAAAAAAAA
Hyposmocoma kahamanoa is the source of this 3766-nucleotide messenger RNA. It is a transcript of the gene scny, whose product is annotated as ubiquitin carboxyl-terminal hydrolase 36. Gene Ontology annotation, cellular component: cytosol; nucleus. Gene Ontology annotation, molecular function: cysteine-type deubiquitinase activity; cysteine-type endopeptidase activity. Bases 134 to 2758 code for a protein of 874 amino acids. The record is from RefSeq and is a predicted model, not a curated record. NCBI's taxonomy places the organism in Eukaryota, Metazoa, Arthropoda, Insecta, Lepidoptera, Cosmopterigidae. Gene Ontology annotation, biological process: protein deubiquitination; regulation of apoptotic process. The transcript is spliced from 11 exons.